Ilyonectria robusta is the source of this 762-nucleotide messenger RNA. RefSeq lists its product as uncharacterized. Bases 1 to 762 code for a protein of 253 amino acids. The record is from RefSeq and is a predicted model, not a curated record. Gene Ontology annotation, molecular function: oxidoreductase activity, acting on the CH-OH group of donors, NAD or NADP as acceptor. NCBI's taxonomy places the organism in Eukaryota, Fungi, Ascomycota, Sordariomycetes, Hypocreales, Nectriaceae. The transcript is spliced from 2 exons.
AUGUCAUUCCAGCCAUUCUCCGGAAAGGUCAUCGCCAUCACGGGUGCAGCAAGGGGAAUUGCACGAGGCACUGCUAUUUAUCUUGCGGAGCGGGGAGCGUCUCUGUCUCUUUCAGAUGUCCUUGAACCGCAGCUGAAAGAAUUGUCCGACGAAAUCAAAUCGAAAUUCCCCAGUAUCAAAUUCAUUACGCAAAUUGUCAAUGUCGCCAACUCUACAAAUGUGGACCAGUGGAUCAAGAGAACCGUCAGCGAACUUGGCGGCCUCGAUGGUGCCGUCAACUUUGCAGGUAUUUUGCACAACAAUACUGCCAGAUUUGUCGACAUCAAGGAUGACGACUGGGAUCGACUUAUGUCGAUCAACCUGACGGGCACUAUGUACUCGAUGAGAUCUGAGCUUGCUGUUAUGAACAAAGGCGGUAGUAUUGUUAACGCCUCCAGCGUUGCUGCACUUAGGGCAGGCCCGGGAGUUGUUGCAUACGCGGCAUCUAAGGCCGCUGUUAUUUCUCUUACGACAUCAGCCGCAAAGGAGGUUGGCCUUCAGGAGAUCAGGGUUAACGCUCUCUGCCCAAGCGGAAUUGAGACCCCGAUGUUUAGACAACUAGCCGAGAGUGGAUAUACCGACGAGAUGGUGCUAGUUCCACACGCUAUCAAGCGGCUCGGAAAGGUUGAGGAGGCUGCAGCUCUUAUUGCUUUCCUUCUCGGAGAUGACUCAAAGUACAUCACUGGAGAGACUAUCAGAAUCGAUGGAGGCAUGUGUGCUUAA